Molecule: messenger RNA, 1481 nt
Organism: Labeo rohita (rohu)
Lineage: Eukaryota; Metazoa; Chordata; Actinopteri; Cypriniformes; Cyprinidae
Gene: pop4
Product: POP4 homolog, ribonuclease P/MRP subunit
Exons: 7
Coding region: 106-768 (220 amino acids)
Biological process (GO): rRNA processing; tRNA 5'-leader removal
Cellular component (GO): ribonuclease P complex; ribonuclease MRP complex
Molecular function (GO): ribonuclease P RNA binding
Source: RefSeq, a predicted model, not a curated record
UUCCCGUCUGAAUUGAUCCUCUCGGUGAUCAUCUCGUCUGUCCUGUCAGCACAUGUGAUUUUAGAGCAGCAGUGUUUUUUGGAUUCUGUGUCUUUUUUUUUAACUAUGGAAAGUGUGGUGCAAUCCCGAAUCCCUUCUGAACAAAGCAAAAUUUUGGGAGUUGAGUCUCAACAUGAAACGGCAGCAGAUGCUUUCACCAAAGCAUUCCUGAAGAACAGUCUUCCCCGAAUGAAGGAAAAUGACAUUAAGGAAAUGAUGGCACACAAGGCAGUGUUACUGGAAUAUAAAACACAGAGGAAGAAGAAAAGAAAGAUAAGAAAAGCCAAAGGGCUCAAUGCCAAAGAAAGAAGACAGCUUAAAAUAUUCCAGCUCAAACCUGAACAUCAAAAAUAUGAACUCUUCUUGCCUCUGCAUGAGCUGUGGAAAAAGUACAUUGUGGAUCUAUGUAAUGGAUUAAAACCAGAAAGCAACCCACAGAUGAUCCAGCAGAAGCUCUUAAAAGCUGAUUUCCAUGGUGCUGUCUUAACAGUUGUGAGAUCAAAAUGCCCCUCAUAUGUGGGUCUAACUGGCAUCUUGGUACAAGAACUGAAGCACAUCUUCAAAAUCAUUACAAAAGAGGACAAGCUAAAAGUUAUACCCAAGAGGAAUAGUGUGUUCAGUGUGGAGAUCGGUGAUUUCGUUACGCACAUCUAUGGCAGCAAGUUUGAACUGCGCUCCAGUGAGCGGUCAGCGAAGAAAUUCAAAGUGAAAGGAACUAUUGACUUGUAAUGGGAAGUUUCAAACAUCAUGACAACUUUAACUGUGGACUCAUAUUGGAGAAUCAAGAAAAGACUUUCAAUCAUUAUGGAUAUUUUUUUUUUUUAGCAUCAUCCGCUUAUUAUUAUUACUCUGUUUUAUGUUUUGUAUCUGACCGGGCAUGAAAUUAUAUUUGGCAUUUAGAAAAAAUAGUUGUUUUGAUUUUCCACCAGGGGGAGCCUUUUUUGUAAGAGAAGGGAGGACUCAUGAAUUUUGACCUCCUCUUCUUUUUUUCUUUUUUUUUUAAUCCCUGGUACCUGUCACUUCAUAGUUCAUGGGAAUCUUGUAUAACACUUUAUUUAUGAACUCAUUUUAUCUCUAAAGAUAAUCAGCACUGCAAAUGCUACAAAUAAAAAAGCUACAAAUAAAAAACUACAAAUAAAUACCAUAUCCCUUUAAUUCCUUAAGAACAUAUUCAAAACUUUUUUGUUAAUGUUAGAUGGUUUGAUCAUAUUUUCACUCUAAGAAUGUUUAUGUAGCACUAUUUCCCAUACUGGGAGGUAUUUAAGUAGGUUAUAUAAUGUUGAUUUUUAUACAACUUUGAGCAAAGCACUGUUAGAAGCAGUAUUUUCAGAUUAUGCUACCAGUCAAAAGUUUUUGAACAGUAAGAUUUUAUAGAAGUCUCUUCUGCUCACCAAGCCUGCAUUUAUUUGAUCCAAAGUACAGCAAAAACAGUACAAUUUGGA